Epinephelus fuscoguttatus (brown-marbled grouper) is the source of this 2075-nucleotide messenger RNA. It is a transcript of the gene yipf2, whose product is annotated as Yip1 domain family, member 2. Gene Ontology annotation, biological process: vesicle-mediated transport. The record is from RefSeq and is a predicted model, not a curated record. The transcript is spliced from 9 exons. Lineage: Eukaryota; Metazoa; Chordata; Actinopteri; Perciformes; Serranidae. Bases 278 to 1210 code for a protein of 310 amino acids. Gene Ontology annotation, cellular component: membrane; Golgi apparatus. Gene Ontology annotation, molecular function: small GTPase binding.
CAUGAUAACCUGACCUGCGUGACAGACAGCAGCUGCGAUAGUUAUGAACUACAGUUGAGAGCAGUCUACAAAUUUUUUUUGUGUGAGUUUAUUAACACUACAUGGGCUGUGGUGUUUUAUAUUUACGUCACCUACCUACACAUCUUCAAACAGAUGAGAAACAAGAGUGGUAGCGUCAGAUUAGCAUAGCUAUUACCGUCACGCAUCAUCAUCUCCAGGGACAUCCUGCUGUACAAGAACAGGUCUUGCAUGAGGUUGCUGUUUGAUCACUGAAGCAAUGGCCAGUCCUAAUGAUCUACAGUUCCAAGAGUUUGAGGAAGCAGCAGAGCUGUUGUCUGCAGACCCGGGAGCCUCUACACUCAGUAUGUCUGCCUCAAACACCAGCACGACAGCAGCAGGAGGAGUAGGAGGAGAAAGAGAAAGAGGGGAGGAUGUUAAACUAGACCUCUCAGAGGAUGAGGAGGGUCAGGAGGAGAGUUCAGAGCUGUUAGGAGGACAGAAACCAACUGGUGGCUUCUGGACCUUUGGGUAUUAUCAAUCUUUCUUCAAUGUGGACACAGUGCAGGUAUUGGACAGAGUUAAGGGGUCAGUGAUGCCAUUACCUGGAAGAAACUUUAUUAAACACCACCUAAGGAGUAACCCUGAUCUCUAUGGUCCAUUCUGGAUCUGUGUGACACUGGUGUUCUCAGUAGCAAUCAGUGGGAACUUGUCCACCUUCCUCAGUGAGAUGGGAAACCCUUCCUACCACUACAGACCACAGUUCCACAGAGUCACGAUAGCUGCAGUAGUGAUCUUCAUGUAUGCCUGGCUCGUGCCAAUUGGUUUAUGGGGUUUCUUGACCUGGCGUCAAGGGGCUGAGAGACAGAUUGGAGGCUAUUCAUUUCUGGAGACUGUGUGCGUCUAUGGCUACUCCCUCUUCAUUUAUAUUCCAACCUCGGUAUUGUGGAUCAUUCCAUUUGAGUGGUUGCGCUGGACACUGAUCCUGGUUGCCAUGGUGAUCUCUGGCUCCGUACUGGUCCUCACCUUCUGGCCUGUUGUCUGUGAUGACACCAAGGUGAUGGCAGUGGCAACAGUUGUGACCAUAGUGGUUUUGCACACGCUGCUGGCUAUUGGCUGUAAGAUGUACUUCUUCCAGACAGCAUUUUAUGUACCAACACCGCCCCCCACAACACCCCCAUUUCACAUAACAAUGACAACCAAACACUACUGACCAAUAGGAAGGAGGAAAAGUACUGGCCAGGAUAAAGGAAAUGAAUGAUGUUUCUGUAGUGUUUGGAAUCACACGCAUUUAUAAAACCACAUAUAGACAAGCUGUUGGAGGCAAUGUUGAUUCUUGCCAUUGUGUGAUCAGUGCUUGCAUGAUGAAGUGCUGUAAUGGGGUGUGUGUAUUGUUGUUUAUGUAAUUUAUCUUGAUGGUGUUCCACUGUGACUGUAGUAGCAUUUGUUCACUGCAAUAAUUGUACAUUUUUACUGUGAUGUUUCAGGAUGUGGUGCAUUGUAUACGUCUAGCAUGACUUUUUUUUUUUAAGUCUCUUUAUUGAGUUUUUGAGGACAGAUAAUGUGCAUAUUCCAGAGGCAGCAAUCUAAAUGCCACACAAAGGCAACAUUAAGUAAUGUCCAGUGGAGACAAAUAUAGAGAACAAUAAAGUGACAAACCAUAAAUAUAAAAAACAAAACAAAAACAAACAAACAAAAAACAACACAUACACACUUUGGCAACCGCAGUCUUAUCUAAAAAUGAGGAUGUGAUGCACCAUGGAUAGGCCCUAAUCACCUCUAACGUCAAGCAAACAGGUUAUGAGUCAAUUCACUUCUGCUUGGUUGCAGACCAUUUGUCGAGAAAUGGUUUCCAGAUUAUCAGGAAGAUUUUUUUCCUUGUUGGCAAGUUUAUAUCGAAGGCUUACUAUAUGAAUCACAUUGCCAAGUUCCCUUAGCCAUUGGUAGCCAUAAAUCUCCAGUAGUGGCAAUAUUUUUGUCUUUCCAGAAAUUGGAUCAGCCAGACCUGGAGGAAAAGCAUGGUUUUUGCAGAUAGGGCUAUCUAUGUAUACUGUGGAUUAAAUUCAGAAAGGACUCAA